Messenger RNA from Staurois parvus, 2052 nucleotides. The record is from the annotation of a GenBank genome assembly. Lineage: Eukaryota; Metazoa; Chordata; Amphibia; Anura; Ranidae.
UCCUUCAGUUCUCUUACAUUUUGGCUUUUGCUCUCUCCUUGCAGAUCUCGUUAUAUAAGCACAGAACUUGGAAUUAGGGAACGGUUGUUUGUUGGGGUCCUGACCUCCAAGACCACCCUGAACACUCUGGCAGUCGCUGUAAAUCGGACACUCGGCCACAGGUUGGAGAAACUGAUGUACUUCACAGGUAUGCGAGGCCGGAAACUGCCCCAUGGAAUGACAGUGGUGACCCACGGGGAUGACCGCCCUAUCUGGAACAUGUACCAAACGAUUAAGCAUCUUCUGGAUCACUAUAUUCAGGAGUAUGAUUGGUUCUACCUGGUACAGGAUGACACGUACACCGAGGCCCACAGAAUCUCCCGUCUGGCCGCUCAUCUCAGCAUCGAUGCUGAUCUGUACCUGGGUAGACCAGAGGAGUUCAUUGCAGGCGACACUAAUAGACUAUACUGCUAUGGCGGGUUUGGUUACUUGCUGUCUCGAAGUCUUCUGAAGAAGCUGCAGCCCCACCUUGAGCACUGUCGCAACGAUAUCCUGAGUGCCAGGCCUGACGAGUGGCUGGGAAGGUGCAUCAUUGAUUACACCGACGUCAACUGCGUGGAGGAAUACGAGGGGGUCCGAUACCGCUACUUUGAACUUGGGAAGAAUGCAGACCCUGAAAGAGAAGGUGACCCCCGCUUCAAGAACGCAUUCACAGCCCACCCUGUUCUGGACCCUGUACAGAUGUAUCGCCUCCACAAACACUUUGCACAGGUGGAGCUGGAGAAGACGUACCUGGAGAUCGAGCAGCUGCAGCGGGAGAUAAAGAACACCAGCAGCCUGUCUGUGGAAGGAGAGCAGUCUGCCACCUGGCCUCUUGGGAUCAGUGCCCCAUUCCAGCCCCGUACGCGUUUUGAGGUCCUGCGCUGGGAUUACUUCACCGAGAAUCAGGCUUUCUCUUGUAUCGAUGACUCUCCGAAGUGCGAGCUGAUUGGAGCUGAUCUUGCCGAUGUCACCGAUGUCAUCAGCACAGCUGUCGAUGAGCUCAACCGCAAGUACCAGCCGGUGCUACACGUGCGCAAGCAGCAGCUCCUGAAUGGUUAUCGCCGCUUUGAUCCAACACGUGGCAUGGAGUAUACACUGGACCUACAGCUGGAGCUGGUGACACAGAAGGGCCACAGCCGUUCCAUCACCAAGAGGGUCCACCUGGUACGUCCGCUCAGUGAGGUGGAAAUCAUCCCCAUGCCAUAUGUGACCGAGGCCAGCCGUAUCAAUAUCAUCCUACCCCUAACUGCCCAAGACCGAGAACAUGCUGGGGCCUUCCUUAAGGCCUUCACAGACAUCCAGGGCAAUGAAAAUUCUCUACUCACCCUGUUGUUUAUAUAUGACCCCUUCCAGGCCCAGCAGGUCAGCCAAAAUGAUAUUUUCAGCCAAGUCAAAAGCCAAAUUGCAGAGUACGAGCGCAAAUACCGCGACAUAAAAAUCCCAUGGAUCAGCGUGAAGACAGACGCGCCUUCCCAAAUCCGGCUUAUGGACAUCAUCUCCAAAAAGCACCCUGUGGAUACUCUAUUCUUCCUGGCCGGUGUCGGGAGCCACGUCAGCUCCGAGUUCCUCAACCGUUGUCGCAUGAACACCAUCAACAACUGGCAGGUCUUCUUCCCCAUCCACUUCCAAGGUUACAACCCCGAGGUGUCUGAACAUGGGCAGCAGUCUCCCUCCGGUACCCUGGAACUGUUGCGUGAUGCUGGCAGAUUCGACAGGGACGUCUUCGAUGAGGCUUGCUUCUACAACGCCGACUACAUGGCAGCGCGCACCAAAAUGGCAGCCGACGCUCAGGAGAAUGAGGAUAUCGUGGAAAUGCUCGACAUAUACGAGAUGUUUAUUCGCUACUCGGGGCUCCACGUCUUCCGGGCAGUGGAACCAGCCCUGCUUCAGUCCUACCGUACCCGUUCUUGUAACCCACGCCUCAGUGAGGAAAUUUACCAUCGGUGCGUGCAGAGCAAUUUAGAAGGACUGGGCUCUCGUUCCCAGCUGGCCAUGCUUCUGUUUGAGCAGGAGCAAGGGAACAGCACCUGA